AUGAUAUGGAGAGAUAUGUAUGCAAUUAGAAUUAAUUAAUUUAUGUUAUAUUUAUUAUUGAUUCCGGCUCUGGCUUAUGUACAAGAAUAAUAUCUGAUGGAAAUAUACAAUCAAGUGAAUAGUAUUAAGGAGUCCAUAUCGUAAUUGGAAUAUUAUUCAGCCUUAGAGAAAUUAGAAUGGAAGUCUCGAUAGGAUAGGGAGUUUGAGGAGGAAGGGAUGGAAAUCUACUUAGAACAUUACGCUGAUGUGAGUGAAAUAAUGGUUACUUUAGAUCCACAAAUUACUUAAGCAGAGAGUCAAUUCAGAAAAAAAGGAGAAGGACAGCCUAGAACUAUUUAUACACGAGACAUACCUAAAAGUGACAAAUCUUCUAAAACGCCUAAUAAUUGAGAAAGUAUCAUUUAUGUAAUUCAUUAUGCUAGGAUAAAUUGAUUGAGGCUGACGUAAGAGAAUUGGCGAAAUUAAAGCAUUAGACUAGAGAGGAUACGUAGAGGCGAUUUGAGGAGUACAAUUUUUUACUUGUAAAAAUUAAAGAAGGUAAAAAUGGACAAUUAUAUAAUUAGCAAUUGAUUCUCCAAAUAUUCAAGAUAUUCUGAAAACUCUAGAAUUAUUGGAAUCAAAGAUAAUGAUCGGUCUCUUCAAAUCCAAUCCUAGCUAGGAAUUGGAUUUCUUCAUCAAAGGAGUAGAUCGAUUGUUUAAAUAAAGCAACCAUUCGAAUUCAAAAAAUGAGGCUCUGCUAUUAUUAAGUUUGAUGCACAGUGUCAUACAAGAGACCAUUAUUGAAAUGAUGAAUGAACAGUUAGAAUCUUCCUUCGAUCUUUUAGAUAAAGAACUUUUCUACUCUCAAUCUAAAAACACCCACCAACAAGCUAAGGAAUCUUUGACUACUCUCCUCAACAAACUUGAAAGUAAGAUCAUUUGAAUAUCUAUUUACAAGUCACUGGAGCCAAAUUUUGGAAUGAGCAAUUGAAACUUAUUGGCGAUGAGGAUCAUUUGAUUCAAAUUUUGUAGAGUUCCCUUGAUUAAUCUAUGUUGAUGAGUAAUCGAUCAAUCCAAUAUCAUCAACAACUAUCAGACACUCUGAGAGCCAUGUUGGAACGUUUUCUUUAACGCUGA
Messenger RNA from Paramecium octaurelia, 1116 nucleotides. NCBI's taxonomy places the organism in Eukaryota, Ciliophora, Oligohymenophorea, Peniculida, Parameciidae. The record is from the annotation of a GenBank genome assembly.